Molecule: messenger RNA, 735 nt
Organism: Cordyceps fumosorosea ARSEF 2679
Lineage: Eukaryota; Fungi; Ascomycota; Sordariomycetes; Hypocreales; Cordycipitaceae
Exons: 1
Coding region: 1-735 (244 amino acids)
Source: RefSeq, a predicted model, not a curated record
AUGUGUCGGCCGGUGUUCUUUAUCUGCCUGUACUGCGGCGCCCGCUACUUCUUCCUGUGGGAGGAGUGCGAUCACUUUUGGGCGCGGUACCAGAAAGUCGUCUUUGAACAGGGCAACUGGGAGGAUCGCCCGCGGGUGAGCCGGCGCGCGGACGAGCCGCCGGCGUGCGGCGGCGACGUGCAGCAUCACCGCGACCGGGAGGCCCCGCUUGGCCGGUGCCCGCGGCUGCGAGAGUGCCCAUCCUUGCGGCCGUACCUCUCCCAACAGAAGAAGCAGCGCCUGCGCACGCUGUCAAGGAGCCAGGGUGGCGGCGUGCCGAUGACCGAAGACCAGAUUCAAGACUUCUUCCAGCGCAGACGGCAGUGGAAUUAUGAGAUUGAGAACUUUAGGAGGUUUCGGAUGCCGGUACCGCCGGUGCCGCCGGGGGAGGUGGAGAUGAUGGGGAGGAGGGCGGCGGAGGCGGCGGUGGUUGCGGAUACGAGGUGGUUGAUGAGGAGGCAAGCCCGGGCUGCGGCGCCUGACGAUGCAGACGAUGCCGACGACGAGAAGGGAGAGGAGAAGGAGCAGGCCGAGAAGGAAGAACAGGAGGCGCAGGGACAGCCGGUGAUGCAGUCGACGGGGGAUCCGGCUGACGAUUCCGGGGAUGGGAUCCCCCCAGAGAGCCUACUGUCUGAGACGACAGUACCGAUGCUGCCGCUGUCGUCGAACCAGCAACCGACGACCGGCGCAGAAUAG